This is a messenger RNA of Sinocyclocheilus rhinocerous, 1713 nucleotides long. Its product is annotated as hypoxanthine-guanine phosphoribosyltransferase-like. Gene Ontology annotation, cellular component: cytosol. Lineage: Eukaryota; Metazoa; Chordata; Actinopteri; Cypriniformes; Cyprinidae. The record is from RefSeq and is a predicted model, not a curated record. Bases 145 to 801 code for a protein of 218 amino acids. The transcript is spliced from 9 exons. Gene Ontology annotation, biological process: hypoxanthine metabolic process; GMP salvage; guanine salvage. Gene Ontology annotation, molecular function: hypoxanthine phosphoribosyltransferase activity; magnesium ion binding.
CCCACAUUUGUGAUGUGAGGAAGAUUACAGAAUUGUGCUCGCUCAGUCCUUUAAAGGUGAAAUUGAGAACAGGAAGGACUACAACUUCCCCCGGCAUUUCUCAUCAGAAUCAAGGGCGUUUGCAGCAGCUCAGUCGGGACGGACAUGGCGUCUGCCAGCUCCUGUGUCGUGAUCAGUGAUGAGGAGCAAGGUUAUGACCUGGACCUCUUCUGUAUACCAAAACAUUAUGCGGCUGACCUGGAGCGGGUGUAUAUUCCACAUGGACUCAUCAUGGACCGAACUGAACGUCUGGCCAGAGAUAUCAUGAAGGACAUGGGCGAGCAUCAUAUUGUGGCUCUGUGUGUGCUCAAAGGGGGCUACAAGUUUUUUGCUGACCUCUUAGAUUACAUCAAAGCCCUUAAUCGCAACAGCGAUCGUUCCAUUCCCAUGACAGUGGACUUCAUCCGCCUCAAGAGUUACCAAAAUGACCAAUCUACAGGUGACAUCAAAGUGAUCGGCGGAGAUGAUCUGUCCACACUCACAGGAAAGAACGUCUUGAUUGUUGAGGACAUCAUUGAUACUGGGAAGACAAUGAAGACCCUGCUAGAACUUCUCAAGCAAUAUAAUCCAAAAAUGGUCAAAGUGGCCAGUUUGCUGGUUAAAAGAACACCAAGGAGUGUUGGCUACAGACCAGACUUCGUAGGAUUUGAGGUUCCUGACAAAUUUGUGGUUGGAUAUGCACUUGACUACAAUGAGUACUUUAGGGAUUUAAAUCACAUCUGUGUCAUCAGUGAAACCGGAAAGGAGAAGUACAAAGCAUGAGAAGCCCUGGACUUCCCCCUCUAACUGUGUAUCAUUUGUUUUUAAUUGAUGUUUUUUUAUUAUUAUAAUUUUAUGUCCAUUUUGUAUUUUUUCAGUUGCACAGCUCACCGCAGGUUAGCAGGUCCUUUGUUCAGGGUCUCUGGUGAGGUGUGUGCUGUCAAUCAAUGCACCUUACAUUUACAUUAGCUUAUACCUCCACAGGCAUCUCACACACACAUUAGUAACCACAAACACUUUGCAGUUCAGUCUCUGAGAACAGAGGUCUCGGGGUUAGACUGCUGCUCUUCAUUACAGUGGGUGUUUUUAACAACCAUUUAUGUAAUGGCCAGAUUCCCUUUGAUUUAUUAUAACCUUUUUUUUUUUUUUUCGUGCAAGAACUUAUGAAUAGGUGUUUAUGAUUUAAGACUAGAUAGAUUAAACAGAUUAUUGAUUUUAGGUUGUCUUGCUUUGCUAUUCAAUAGUGAACAUACAAUAUGUGAAUUUGAGGAGAACAUUCAUGUUUCCCCAAAGACUAUUUGCAACCAUAAUAUGAACACUGUUAUUAUUGAUUAAAAUCAGUGAGUAUUGUGAUACAUGUUAAAUGCUUUUACAUGUGAAUGUACUUUAGCACCAGGGCAACCUGGUUUUCCAAUCAUUUCAAAUUUAUUGACAUUUUAAAGCCAAAUAUCACCCUGUUUUUAUGAUUUUAUUUUUUUGUUAUUUGUAUUUGUUUAAUUUUCUUGUCAAGAUAUUUAUUUGUCCACUUACUGUAGUUUUGGUUACUAAUUAUAUUAAUGAGAUUGAAAUGAAAUGGAGAAAAAAUCUUAUGGUGCCUUGUAUGGUAAUUUGUACGCUACCAUAUAAUAUAUGUUAUGAGAAUGAGUGAAAAACUGAUCUGAAAUGUUCAUGUGACCUCACCAUUGUUCAGUCACC